Messenger RNA from Lagenorhynchus albirostris (white-beaked dolphin), 4189 nucleotides. It is a transcript of the gene HGSNAT, whose product is annotated as heparan-alpha-glucosaminide N-acetyltransferase. Bases 354 to 2180 code for a protein of 608 amino acids. Gene Ontology annotation, cellular component: lysosomal membrane. Gene Ontology annotation, biological process: lysosomal transport. The record is from RefSeq and is a predicted model, not a curated record. NCBI's taxonomy places the organism in Eukaryota, Metazoa, Chordata, Mammalia, Artiodactyla, Delphinidae. The transcript is spliced from 18 exons.
AGCCAAUAAUAGUUCACUGUUUUCCUACCAAAUUGGCAGACUGAAAGGUAGAAGAUGCAUCAUCCUUAUGGUACCCUGAGAGCAUCUGGUAAAGUGGUGAGCUCUAAGCCCAGGGAAUAUGGAGCAGUGGCUCUUUCUGCCCUUCAGACUUACCCUCUCUCCUUCCCCGCCUCACGUCUGCCAUGGAAACCAGGAGAUGCAGAACUCCAAACAAAAGUGACAUCAGGCAGAGCUUCUCGGACUGUAAAGGGCGUGCAGAUCCCCCAGGAACACUGCUGCUCUGUGCGUCCUGACUCCCUAGUCUGGGGUUCUGCAGGUCUUAAGAGCUGCCCAUCCCAGCUCAGAGCUGAGUGAUGUGGGCCAGGAAAGUUGGAGCUUCGGAAUCACGCAGAUUGGGUUCACACUUAGGGAAAAAAAGGCACUUGGAGCUGAAGAUGGACCAGGCUUUGCUGCUCAUCCAUAAUGAACUGCCUGGGACAAACCUGACCAUCUACUGGAAUUUCGAUCGCUGUUAUCAUUGCCUGCUCCAGGUCCUGGUUGACGUCUCCCAGAGCAGGAAACCCGGGGAGCCCAGCAUUGAGGCUGUGGCUGUGAGCACCCAGCACGGAUCCAUCCUGCAGCUUAAUGACACUGCGGAGGAGAAGCAAGUUUGUAGGCUGGAAUACAAAUUUGGGGAAUUUGGAAACUAUUCUCUCUUGGUAAAGCACACCCACGAUGGAGUCAAUGAAAUUGCAUGUGACCUGGUCGUUAAUGAGAAGCCAGUUGACAGUAACCUUCCCGUGAGUAUCGCAUUCCUUGUCGGCCUGGUGCUCAUCAUUGUGGUGUCCUUUCUAAGGUUCGCGCUGAGCUUGGAAGACUUCCGUGAUUGGAUUUCUAAAGCCAUAAAUUCUCAGGAAACGGAUGGCCUCAUCAAUUCUGAGCUGGGGUCUCCGAGCAGGGCGGGCGACCCCCAACCAGAGGCUUGGCGUCAGUCGGCGGCCCCCCUGCGCCUCCGCUGCGUGGACACGUUCCGCGGGAUCGCUCUCACCCUCAUGGUCUUUGUGAACUACGGAGGUGGGAGGUACUGGUACUUCAAGCACGCGAGUUGGAACGGACUGACGGUGGCUGACCUUGUGUUCCCGUGGUUUGUGUUUAUUAUGGGAUCUUCGAUCUUUCUGUCAAUGACUUCCGUUCUGCAGCGGGGAUGUUCAAAAUUCAGACUGCUGGGGAAAAUUGCGUGGAGGAGUUUCCUGUUAAUCUGUAUAGGAAUUGUCAUUGUGAACCCCAAUUAUUGCCUGGGUCCACUGUCCUGGGAGAAGGUGCGGAUCCCUGGCGUGCUCCAGCGGCUCGGGGGCACCUACUUUGUGGUCGCCGUGUUGGAGCUGCUCUUUGCCAAGCCCGUGCCUGAGAGCUGCACCUCGGAGAGAAGCUGCUUUUCUCUGCUGGACAUCAUAUCCAGCUGGCCCCAGUGGCUCUUCAUCCUGAUGCUGGAAGGUGUUUGGCUGGCCUUGACCUUCUUCUUACCUGUUCCCGGAUGCCCUACCGGCUAUCUGGGCCCCGGGGGCCUCGGAGAUUGGGGCAAGUAUCCGAAUUGCACGGGAGGCGCUGCCGGCUACAUUGACCGCCUGCUCCUAGGAGACCAUCACCUUUACCAGCAUCCUUCCUCGGCUGUGCUUUAUCACACCGAGGUGGCCUACGACCCAGAAGGCAUCCUGGGGACCAUCAACUCCAUCGUGAUGGCAUUUUUAGGAGUUCAGGCAGGGAAAAUACUCCUGUAUUACAAGGAUCAGACUAAAGGCAUCCUGAUCAGAUUCGCUACCUGGGGUUGUUUCCUUGGGUUUAUUUCUGUUGCUUUGACAAAGGCUUCCGAAAAUGAAGGCUUUAUUCCAGUAAACAAAAACCUCUGGUCCAUCUCCUAUGUCACCACGCUGAGCUCCUUCGCCUUCUUUAUCCUGCUGGUCCUGUACCCCGUUGUGGACGUGAAGGGGCUGUGGACGGGAACUCCGUUCUUCUACCCUGGAAUGAACUCGAUCUUGGUGUACGUGGGCCACGAGGUCUUCGCCAACUACUUCCCCUUCCAGUGGAGGCUGGGGGACAACCAGUCACACAGGGAGCAUCUCGUUCAGAACAUAGUCGCCACUGCACUCUGGGUGCUCAUCGCUUACGUUCUCUAUAAGAAGAAGGUGUUUUGGAAAAUCUGAGGCCUCAGCUGAGAGGUGUUGCUAGCAGACAACAGGGCCUGGGGCAUCAUUAAAAGGAGGAUUCAUUAUAAAACUGCGUAUUUCCAGGUUAUUGGGGGCGAUGCGGACGUGCUCAGCCUGGUUGAUUAUCGGACGUGGCUCAUCUGACUCUAUACAUGAGGCUCAGACGUCUGAAACGUGAUUGUCUUUCCUCUCCAUCUUCUGUAGAAAUGGAUGCCUUUGCAACUUCAUUCUCAGGAUUUCUCCUCUAAUUUUUCACAAGGGAGUUAACCAGGCCAUUUUGCUUCUGUGACCACCUACGGUCUGACCUUAUGAUCUUUCCUGCAGACUGCCUUUCUGUGCUGGUCCACGCCGACCAAGAUACCACCGUUUCUGUUGUGUCUGACUGUGAAGCUCAUUGGGUAUAGUGUGUGGUAACAUAGUCUAACAUAUUUCGGUUACGUACAGUUUAGUAUUUCAAGAAAUUCCAAGUAAUCUCCUUUCAGAUCUGUAAGUAACUGGUGGGUCCAAAAAAAUGCCUUUCUAUCAGAAGCCAUUUUCUCCUUUUCCUCAUUUGAAAAACAAGUGAAACAGUAGGUGUGUUAUUCCCAGCCACCCUUGCAUAUACCUAUCUCUCUACCCACCCACCUCCUGCCUGCCUGUCUGUCUUUCUGUCUGUGUGUCUGGCUGGUAGCCAUCCUCUGACUCUAGGAAGAGAGAGAAGCUCAUGGUCUCGGCCGGGCUCCUGCUGUGGCGUCUUUGCCGGGUCAGACGCGAGGCAGGUCCCCUCACAACGAGGGACACGGUGCUGCCCGCUCAGCUCCCCUCCAGCUCUGAGACCCAGUGGGGUGGGAGACAUCAGUGGCAUUUCUGAAAUCCUUAGAAAAAUAAUUUUGUUACAGAAAACUCUUCAAAAUAAAUGAGGAGUUUAAAAAACUCUCAUCAGAGUAACUCUUUUCAGAAUGACCCUCCACAGUGGAGGCAGCUUUCCUGCUUGGAAUCACCAAACUGCAGAAUUGUUUCUCAGGAGUGAAGGAGGAGAACACAGGGGACCAGCACCCCCGUUUUGCAGCAUCCUACUUAGGGAUUUCCUGUGAGAAUUCCAAACUGAAGGAAGAUGUGGCUAUAGGUGUACUUUGGAGCAUCCUUGCAUGGUGAGACGGGGUCACUUCGACCUGUCCCCUGAUGUCAGCUAUCACCCUGCUUGGAUAGUGAGUUUCCAGCUACCCCGUCUCUACCCGAACUCUCAUCCCAACUUGUACCCGUCCACCUGGGUGUCCGCCAGCAUUCAGGCUUCCCCCUCCACCCUCUCUUCUCAAACACAAGCCUUUCCGGCUUGGAUUGUCCCAGCUCUGCAGACAGGUGACCCUCUGUCUCUCGGAUAAAACUGUCUUUCACCCGCUUUACCUCCUCUGUCCCCCUUUCCCAUGUUUAGUCAUUGCCAAGUCGUCUCAGUUCUCACGGUCACUGCCUGUUACUCUUGCCCAGAUGCCAAGAGGAAUCAUUUUUCAACCGGCCUCCUUCCCUCAGUCCCUCCUUCUGUAAAGCCACUGUCCACUGCCCCAGAUUACACUUCAUAAACAGAGCUGACUCACAUCACCUCCUUAUAAGCACUUACACUGAAGUUCGAACAGCUUUGCUGGCAGGUAGAGCCGUCCUCCGUUGAGCCCAGCACACCUUCUCGGCUGUGUCCAGCCCCAUCAGCUGCCUCCUGCCCCUGAGUUUGAUUAGUCCCCUUAGUUUUCUCCCAUCGACCCUUGACCUAUCACAUUUGCCCCCUGCUUCUAAGGCACCUUCUCUAAUCUCUUAAUCUUGUCCCUAAGUAAUAUUUUCUUGCUCUGAGUUCUCGUAAUAUCUGAUUGGGCUCAAUCUUGUGGCGCUUGUUGCUCUCUGCCUUGUAUGACAGUGAUUUGGGUACAUGACCAGUUUCCCACGCUGGCCUGUGAGCUUGUGGCGGAUAAGGCACAUUCUUCACGCACGCCACAGUGGCCCGUGCAGAGCAGGCACUAAAUAAACGUGUGAAAGCAAAA